Molecule: messenger RNA, 2232 nt
Organism: Kockovaella imperatae
Lineage: Eukaryota; Fungi; Basidiomycota; Tremellomycetes; Tremellales; Cuniculitremaceae
Exons: 5
Coding region: 1-2232 (743 amino acids)
Cellular component (GO): cytoplasm
Source: RefSeq, a predicted model, not a curated record
AUGGGCAACACCUCUUCACAUGAAGGAUCGGGUGCCCCCACUCCGGGGAACAAUGGCCAACCAUCUACUUCGACUCAUCCUUCCUCGGGUAGCACGCCUACAGUGACCGCUAGACCCAUUCCAACGUCCAGCAGUGGUGCUCAUCCUGCUCCUGGUGGAUUUCAUUCUGGACUGACGCCUCCACCCAGAACGCCAAGUCCCCCGCCACCUUCUACUCCCCCUCUCCUCCCUUACGGCGGUCAUCUCUCACCACAGAAUCCUCAUGCUCUCGCCUUGCCACAAGCUAUGGACUACAGUAAGACCAUCGUCAGUCGUCUCGUCAUGGAGGCGAGGCUGGCUCCGUUCUACCGUGGUAUCGAGGAUUAUGAGGAGGAUUUCACAGAAGUUGAUAUCGGGCGGAUACUGGACGAAGUGAGGCAAAAGGAUCUCGAGGAAAACGUCCAGAACUCGGUGGUGGAACAUAUGAAGUUUGAGCGGGAAGGAUCGAGCAAGGUCGGAACACAGGUCGUCAAGAAGAUUGGCAUCCAUAAAGGACGGGAUCAUAAACAUGAAGAAGAGCGAGAUGAAGCCUAUAGGCGGGAGAAGAGAGCAUACCUAGGAGCAGUAGAGUGUCCGAUCUGUUUCCUGAAUUAUCCACCAAAUAUCAAUACCACUCGGUGCUGUCAGCAACCCAUCUGUACUGAAUGUUUUGUCCAAAUCAAACGAUCCGAAGCCACUAUUACGCAUCUCGAGUCGGAUCCUGCAAGUUGUCCGUUCUGUGUCGAGACGGAUUUCGGUGUCAUAUACGAACGCCCACCCCUCCCUUCAUCAUCUUCUCUGCACGCCAUGUCGCCACCGGACGGAUCUGCACUGUCCAUCUCGCCGAGCUCGCCUCCUGGUCCCGAACUUCAAGGUGGCCUCAGUCAAGCUUUGACGUCCCAGGAUGAAGACGCAGAGCUGGGCGUGGGAAUCGGGAUGAACCCAAAGGCUCAGGAAACGAUCAGACGAAAAAGCGUCAGCUCGAAAGCAAAAGAAGUAGUCCUCAUUGACGAGAUCCGACCAGACUGGGAGAGAAAGCUCAACGCUGUCAAGGCGGCGGCCGCGAGAAAGGCUGCGAGGCGUGUUGUCAUGCGACAGGUCGGAGAUCGUCUCAUCCCUAUCGGCUACACAUCAGCUCGUGCACCCGGCACUGCCGAUUUCAGCUCGUCAGCACCGGCUAGCGGGCAGCGCAGUGGAUCUGGGAGUGGCAGCUCCACGCCAUCUCGUCGAGACAGACGGCGGACAGGAUCGCGCGGACGUGAUUUAGAAGAGCUCAUGAUCAUGGAGGCUAUGCGCCUCUCUCUCAUCGACCAUGAGGAACAUCAACGCAAGCAGGAUGACGAGAUCAGAAACGGAACUCCUGGACCUGGAUCAAGCUCAGCCAUCAUCAUACAAGGACCUCAAUCUAGGCGUGUCUCCGAUCCUCACGGGAACAAGGAAAAAACGUCGACAGCCUCCAAGUUGUUCUCCAAGAUUGGAGGAAGAUCGAGAUCUGGCAGUGCCGCAAGUUCUCUCAAGCACGUUACAUUCUCAGCAUCCAAUCCCAAUUUGCCUGGUCCCAGUCGAUCACCCAAUCCGGGAAGCGUGACUCCGAAUCGAUCUACCACGCCACCAUCCGGGUCCGUUCUCUCGUCGCCUGUCGUUCCUUCGAGUGGUCCAUCACCCACUACCAUUCUACCAAGUAGUCCACUCUCCUCAACCCAAGUCAACUCAGCGUCGCUCAGUCGAUCCCCGCCAAAAAGCAUGAGCCCAUCGACCGGAGCUCCCGUGGCACCCAUCACGACGUUGACGAAUGCCAAUCAAUCCAAGGGUCCCGCUGUACCCGCCAAGAAUCCACCACCACCUCAGGCUUUGGAUCUGCCUACGCCCAUCAACCAACCGCAUUCGUCAAUCCUUGACGAUGCGCCUGCAAUACCAGCUCCAUUAGGCCACAGUCCCAUGUCUUCGUCCAGGAUAUCUCAGGAUGGCCCUGCUGGGCUACCGAGACUCAGCUUGGAUAUGCCUACAUUGACACCUGACCAUCCUCGUUCAUCGACUGAGAAUACUUCACAUUUCAAAGGCGGUGUCGGAUUCGAGCAUGAAGAAGAGAGUGGAUCAGGAUCAGUUGCAGGAUAUGGUGUAAGACCCGGUAUGGCUGAAAGAACCGAGACGGGAUUGAGUACCAUUCCCUCGGAGAGAAAUUACGCGGCGUUAGACAGUGAUGAAGAGGUGUGA